This is a messenger RNA of Budorcas taxicolor (takin), 2064 nucleotides long. RefSeq names its product erythrocyte membrane protein band 4.2 (gene EPB42). The transcript is spliced from 13 exons. Gene Ontology annotation, biological process: peptide cross-linking. NCBI's taxonomy places the organism in Eukaryota, Metazoa, Chordata, Mammalia, Artiodactyla, Bovidae. The record is from RefSeq and is a predicted model, not a curated record. The coding region runs from base 1 to 2064 and encodes 687 amino acids. Gene Ontology annotation, molecular function: protein-glutamine gamma-glutamyltransferase activity.
AUGGGACAAGGCCUGGGGAUCAAGAGCUGCGACUUCCAGGCAGCGAGAAACAAUGCAGAGCACCACACCAAUGACAUCAGCUCCCAGCGGCUCAUUGUGAGGCGGGGGCAGCCCUUCACCAUCAGCUUGCACUUUCAGGCUCCAGUCCACACAUUUCUGCGUGCCCUGAAGAAGGUAGCCUUCAUUGCACAAACUGGAAAGCAACCUUCCAUGGCCAGUGGGACCCAAGUCACGUUCUCGGUUUCCAGUCUGGGGGACCGGAAGUGGUGGAGUGCAAUGGUGGAGGAGAGAGAUGACCAGUCCUGGACAAUCUCUGUGACCACACCUGCAGAUGCUAUCAUUGGCCACUACUCACUCCUGCUGCAGAUUUCGGGCAGGACACAAUGCCUAGGCCAGUUCACACUGCUCUUUAACCCCUGGAAUCGAGAGGAUGCUGUGUUCCUGGGGAAUGAAGCUCAGCGCAGGGAGUACUUGCUGAACCAGAAUGGCCUCAUCUUCCUGGGCACGGCUGACUGCAUCCAGGCCGAGCCCUGGGACUUUGGCCAGCUCGAGGAGGAUGUGAUCGACCUUGGCUUGUGCUUACUGACCGUGGACAAGCAGGUGGAGAAGUGGGGCAACCCCGUGCACGUGGCCCAAGUCUUGGGCUCCUUGCUGCAGAUUCUUAAGGAGAAGCUUGUCCUGCCCACUGCGAAGAUCCAGACCACGGAGGAAAGGGCCUUGCUGAACAAGCGCCGGGGCAGUGCGCCCAUCCUGCGACAGUGGGUCACUGGUCAUGGAAGGCCCGUGUACGAGGGUCAGGCCUGGGUGUUGGCAGCUGUUGCUUGCACAGUGCUGCGAGGCCUGGGAAUCCCUGCCCGAGUUGUUACCGCGUUCACCUCUGCCCAGGGCACCGGCGGGGACCUGCUGGUAGACGAGUACUACAAUGAGGAGGGGCUUCAGAAUGGAGAAGGCAACAGAGGCAGAGCCUGGAUCUUCCAGACUUCCACGGAGUGCUGGAUGGCCCGGCCUGCUCUGCCUGAGGGUUAUGACGGAUGGCAGAUUCUAUACCUAAGUGCUCUUAAAGGAGAUGAAGUCCUGGAGGCCUGUGAUCUGGUCCCAGUCAAAGCGGUCAAGGAGGGGACUGUGUGGCUGAGCCCUGCAGUAUCAGACAUUUUUGCCUCAAUUAAUGCCUCAUGUGUGGUCUGGAGGUGCCGUGAGGACGGGACACUGGAGUUGACUGACUGCAACACUAAGUAUUUUGGCAAUAAUAUCAGCACCAAGAAUGUGGACUGUGACCGCCGUGAGGACAUCACACAGAACUACAAGUAUCCUGAAGGAUCUUCUCAAGAAAAAAAGGUGCUGGAGAAAGUCCAGAAAUACAGAAUGGAACGCAAGAAUGAUGGCAUCCAUCCUCCUAGCUGUGAGACUGAUGAUCCUCUUCAACUCUUUUUGAAAGCGCCGAGUUCCCUAGCCCUGGGAAAGAAUGUAGAGUUCUCUGUGAACUUGUUAAACCCCAGUGACCAGGAGAAGGAAGUGCAGCUGGCAGUUGGGCUACAGGCAGUGUACUACAAUGGCGUCCUUGCGGCCAAGCUCUGGAGGAAGAAGUUUGUCCUUACUCUCAGUGCCAACUCAGCUGAGAAAAUCUCUACCUCCCUGUUCAACUCCAGUUUUGAACAAAACCUGCCAGAGAAUAGCUUCCUCAGACUCACUGCCAUGGCAACGCACUCCAGCCUUCCCUGCUUCGCCCAGCAAGACAUCGCCAUUCGCAGACCACACCUUGCCAUAGAGAUGCCAGAGACAGCAGAGCAAAAUCAGCCCCUGAUGGCCUUGGUCAGCAUCCAUAACCCCCUCGAUGUUCCCUUGGAAGACUGUGUGAUCUCCAUCUUUGGAAGGGGGCUCAUUCACAGAGAGAAGAGCUACAGAGUGAAUUCAGUGCAGCCCAGAAACACUUUGCAUACCCAACUCAAGUUCGUGCCAGUGAAGGUGGGGUGCCAGAGGCUCACUGUGGAAAUGGACUGCAACAUGUUCCAGAACCUAACCAACUUCAGAACUGUCACGGUGGUAGCCCCUGAACCUCCAGCUUAA